UGCCACAUGUGGGCCACAAAUGAAGCAUUCACCAUUUCACCCCGAUCUCACAAAAUAUACAAGACAGAGAAAGAGAGUGAGAAGUGAGAAUCGAAAGAAAGAAGAAAAGUGAGAAAAUCCUGUAACCCUCGUCUUCCUCUUUUCUCUUUGUAUACAUCUUUCUCUCUCCUCUCUGUCACCCUCCUGCAAUUCUUCCUUCUAUGUCGGUGCCUUUUUCCAUAGAUCUCCUCAAAAGUAAAACCCUACUCUUUUAAUUCGCUCAAAUCGCAAUCUUCACUUUCGAUUUUACAUAUCCCGUGAUUUCCAACUUCUGACAUUGUUGUUUCACUUCUGCAAAAAACUUCAAUUUCUUAUUUUUUUUUUUUGAACAAGAGAAAUACCCACCUUCUAAAUUAAACUGGGGUUUUCCUUUAUUUGAUGCUUAUUGUUAUAUGGGUCGAAAUCUUCAAUUUUUUCCGCCAUUGCAAUCGUAGUUUGUGAAAGAGAGUAAGAGAGAGAGAAGGAUUAAGUUGAGUGAUUGUGAAGAUUUCAAGCUAUGCAAGAUUCAGGGGCAUCUUCGGAAACUUACAAUGGGAUGUCUUCUGAUAAUAUUAAAGGUUUAGUAUUGGCUUUAUCAUCUAGUUUUUUCAUUGGAGCAAGCUUCAUUGUUAAGAAAAAAGGGUUAAAGAAAGCUGGAGCUAGUGGUGUUAGAGCAGGGAGUGGAGGUUACUCCUACUUAUAUGAGCCACUUUGGUGGACAGGCAUGCUAACUAUGGUUGUUGGGGAGAUUGCUAAUUUUGCAGCCUAUGCUUUUGCACCAGCUAUUUUGGUAACUCCGCUUGGUGCUGUCAGUAUCAUCAUAAGUGCUACCCUUGCACAUAUUAUCUUAAGAGAGAGGCUACACAUAUUCGGCAUCCUUGGCUGUAUACUAUGUGUUGUGGGCUCAAUAACAAUUGUUCUGCAUGCACCUCAAGAGCGUCAAAUUGAGUCUGUUGCAGAAGUAUGGGAUCUAGCGACAGAACCAGGUUUCCUCGUAUACGUUGUAUUGGUGCUAAUAUUAGUCUUUAUUCUCAUGGUAAACUUUGUUCCACAAUACGGGCAGACUCAUGUAAUGGUCUACAUCGGAAUUUGUUCGCUUGUUGGGUCUUUGUCGGUAAUGGGUGUUAAAGCACUUGGAAUUGCUCUGAAGUUGACAUUUUCAGGAAUGAAUCAGUUAGCAUACCCCCAAACUUGGGCAUUUGCUAUUUUCGUGAUAUCUUGUAUUCUAACACAAAUGAAUUAUCUAAACAAGGCACUUGAUACUUUCAACACGGCAUUGGUGUCACCUAUAUACUAUGUGAUGUUUACGACCUUUACCAUUCUGGCUAGUGUUAUUAUGUUUAAGGAUUGGGCUGGACAAAAUGGUACUCAAAUUGUGACAGAGAUGUGUGGAUUUGUAACCAUUCUGGCAGGAACUUUUCUUCUACAUAAAACAAAAGACAUGGCAGACAGCCCAUCCUUUCCAUACCCACGAACUCCUAAACACUCCAAUAUGGAGGUAUUUGACCUCGAGGGGUCCCCUCUGGUGAACCAAGAAUUAGCACGGACAUCAUAACCGAAGCAUGUAUCUCUUAUAUCUCCAAGUGCCCCGUGUUGUCCUUACAGAGUUCAGAGUGUGGCAUGUUUAAGUAUGAGUGAAUGAUCUCCCAUUCGACUGCACAGCCCAACAGCAAACAUUCCAGGAUUGAGAAUGAAUUAAGCUGAGUUGCGUCAAUGGCGCAUGCCAAUGAGGUUUUUGCCCUAUCUGUACGGUAUGCUUUAGUUUUUGAACCAAUACCAUUGAUCAGGGCUUUGAGUGACGAUGUAACAAUGAUGCAUACUUUGUAGAUAAUUAAUUUCUACUCGAAUACAGGUUCGAGUUUGCUUCGAGUGUUGUAAAAACAUACAGGAAGCUGAGUAGUCAUUUACAUUCAUUUUUAUCAA
Molecule: messenger RNA, 1941 nt
Organism: Beta vulgaris subsp. vulgaris (sugar beet)
Lineage: Eukaryota; Viridiplantae; Streptophyta; Magnoliopsida; Caryophyllales; Amaranthaceae
Product: probable magnesium transporter NIPA4
Exons: 9
Coding region: 536-1573 (345 amino acids)
Biological process (GO): magnesium ion transport
Cellular component (GO): membrane
Molecular function (GO): magnesium ion transmembrane transporter activity
Source: RefSeq, a predicted model, not a curated record